Molecule: messenger RNA, 1135 nt
Organism: Eurytemora carolleeae
Lineage: Eukaryota; Metazoa; Arthropoda; Copepoda; Calanoida; Temoridae
Product: surfeit locus protein 6 homolog
Exons: 2
Coding region: 10-1107 (365 amino acids)
Biological process (GO): ribosomal large subunit biogenesis; ribosomal small subunit biogenesis
Cellular component (GO): nucleolus
Molecular function (GO): RNA binding; DNA binding
Source: RefSeq, a predicted model, not a curated record
UUCAGAAAAAUGGCAGAACUCUCUGCUAAAAAAGUUAAAAAAGAAAAGCUGCAGAAUGGAGAAGUUGUCGAGUCUACGCCUAGUAAACUGAAGAAGGACCGGAGUAAGGUCAGUAAAGAGAACACGGUACUGAAUGGGUCAGCUCAGAAGAAGAAGAAAACAACAUUAGAUGAAUCGACGACAGAGAAGGUUGAGAAGGGGACUGGUUCCAAAAUACGCAGCACUAAACUUAGAAUGAUGGAUGAUUGUUGGUAUAUUGAAGAGUUGAUGGCCAUGGUUCGGAUCCCUUCACAUAACCUUGACCUCGACCAGGAGGAGGAUGAGGAGGAUUAUGUCGAGGAUGUUCCUGUUGAGUUAAAGAUAAAGAUGAGGAAGGAUAACGAGGAGGGGAGGGCAGUCUCACACGAGGAACUCAAGGAACGCCUUCACAGGAAGAUGCAAGAGCUAGGGGAGCGGGGAAAGAACUUGUCGACAAACGAGGAAAAGAGACAGAAAAGGUUGAAGCAAAAACUCAAGAAAAUAGAGAAAAAGAAGAAUGAGAAAAAUGACCUAAAGCAGAAACUGAUGAAGGUUGGCAAAAAUGCGGGAAAUUUAAACAAAAUUAAAAAUGAGUUGGAGGGCGCUGGCGUUGUAGUCGCCGAGAGACCCAAGAUUAAAACAGAAACUGGUAAAAUCAUAUUUUCCAAAUUCGACUUCGCCUCUGACGAGGUCACUGGAGAGGCCAUUAAAAAGAAGAACAUGGAUCCUAAGGCCGCCCUGGCAAAGAUUGCGAAGAACAAGGAGGUGAUCAAAUCCAUGGAGGAGAAGGGAUUGACGGAGAAGGUGAAGAGGAUUGAGAACAAGGUGGCCUGGCAGACAGCCCUCGACAAGGCGGAGGGCGUGAAGGUAAAGGAUGAUGUGGAACUCCUCAAGAAGGCCUUAAAGAAGAAGGAGCAGGUGAAGAAGUCCAGUAAACGGAAGUGGGAACAGAGAACAGAAGAUGUUCAAUCUAAGAAAGAUAAGUUCCAAACAAAGAGAAAGGAUAAUCUGCAGAAGCGGAAAGCGACAGUAAAGGAUAAUAAGAAGAAGAAGGCGAUUAAGAAAGGAAGAUUGAUACCUGGGUUAUAAAAUUUUGAAAAUAUAUUUUGUUAAUUAA